Messenger RNA from Leptomonas pyrrhocoris, 3123 nucleotides. RefSeq lists its product as hypothetical. The record is from RefSeq and is a predicted model, not a curated record. The transcript has a single exon. NCBI's taxonomy places the organism in Eukaryota, Euglenozoa, Kinetoplastea, Trypanosomatida, Trypanosomatidae. Bases 1 to 3123 code for a protein of 1040 amino acids.
AUGGAGCUCGCACGGCACAUUGGAGAGUUGGCGCGACUCACGCGUCGCCUGCGGCACGUGCGGGGGGUGAAGGGGCGUGCGCAGCGCCUCCUAGCGUCCCCACGUUUCGCCCCUCCAACAGCCGCCCCUACCUCCUUCUCCUCGUCCCCCACUUCAGACACACGCGGCAGUGCGGCGGAGGGCGAUGAAACGGUGGAGGGGCGCCUUUCGCUGGCCCAACGUCGACAGCGCAGCGCCUCUCAGACGAGUCGCGAGGCCAACGUACGCGGGGCACGUGUGUUAGACGAGCUUCUGCUGCGCCGCAUCCCUGUUGCCGUUUCUUUGGUGGAGCGGAGCUGGGGCAAGCUGGUCCGCAAGCAGCGGGAGUGGAGUGCAAGGCGGGAGCGUGGGCAGGAGUCUGCAGUGCACCCGCACGACGCAACGAACGUAAAAAAUACCGCAGCAUCGACUGCGCUGUCGCUGCCGGAUAAUGGUGAGGAGAGCGAUGUUGACGCGAAAGCCUUUUCACGCGGUGAUGCCACGAGAUCAUGGAGACUUCAGGUGAUGUCAGACAACCAGGCAUUCACGCCGCUAGCCCGCUCCCCCGCCCCACCAGCGUCGCAGCAGCAGAUCGAGGCGGUGUGUCUGUUGCUGCAGCUUCUCCACUCGGUAGAGGAGGUACGGCGGCAGCACCUGCAGGAGAAGCUGAGCGCUGCGCAACACCGCUGCGACGCGGCGGACAAACUGUGGCAGAAUUUCCAACGCGACUUCGCAUCACAGCUGCGCUACCGCCACCGGUCCCCCGCGAAACACCAAAAAGGCGCGUUGCCGCUCCGUGCGGAGGACGCGGCGCUGCUGCACGAGACGGCCGACGCACUGCAGCGCCGCCGCCGGGUCGCGCGUGACGACUUCGCGCUCGUCCGCUCCUCUCUCCUCACUCGGUCGUUCGUGUCGGCGCGGCUAUGGCGGCUGCUGCUGCGAGAGUCGGUGUGGACGGCGGUGGUCGCGGAGCACAGGCGCGCCGCGGCCGCGUCGGCCGGGCCGUGCACCGCGGUCUCGCAAUCCACUGUACCUCCUGUGUCACGGCUGCUGCUCUUCUGCCUUGCGCUGACCCGCAUAGCUCUGGGCAUUCUGCGCGAUUACGUGCAAGGCGGCCAACUAAGUCGCCAAGCACCGCGCUUUGUUGUCUCGCUGCCUUCCCGAGCCUUUCGUGCGCGUGUGACGGCCGUUGAUGAAGAUGAUGGACGAACGCCGGUGAGUGCUGCCAUCAACGGUGGCGAUGAGAGCAGUGAAAAGACGAGGAAAGACAAGCAAAGUUCGGGCCAGAUGGAGGGGAUCAGCACGAGCGCUUCUGCAGCAUCACCCCCUCCAGCUGCCGCCGACGAGGAGCCAGAUCUGUUAUUUUCGAUGCUGCAGAACGCCGUCAGCACGUCAGACACCGCUUCCCACUUGCACGACGAGGUCGCCGCGUCCUCAGCUGUGCUUCACAAUGAGCACCGGCCCGCUCACAGCAACGCGCGGUCCAUGCGUUGGAUUCCGCCACACACCGCGGAGGUGAUGCCGCUCGUCACGGAUACCCUUGCCCUUCACAGCCUCGUUCUGCCAGAACUGGAGGUCCCUGCGCUGCUGGAGCUGGGGUGUGCGCCAGAGCUGAUGAGUUUGUGCGUUACGCUGCAGCACAUGGCCUCCAUGACGCUGACACUCGCACAAGAUGGCGGCCAUGCAAAAGAAAGCGACCGCAGCAACAGCAGGAACCGUGCAUCGCUGCACCGCACGCUGCAUGCGCUGGAGGACGCGAUGACGGCGGUAGGGGCUGGCGUGGUGGACCAACUCGUUGCGGAGUGUCAGACACCCGUGCAAGAGAGGCGAGACGGAGGGGCAACGGUGGCGGGCAGACUCGGGCGCCUCUCGCCGGCAGACGCCGCCCGUCUUGCGGUACAGCUUCACCGCCUUCGCCUGCUGCCGGCCGGGGACGCACGCGUCGCGCAGCUGCUUACGAAACUGCUGACCGACAUCUUUCCUGAGCUGCGUACGCAAACAAGUCACGUGCUGCAUGAGAAGGCGCGUCAGUCGUCGCUGCUGGCCUUCGCCACGCGACCCCACCGCCACAAACUCUACCAACAACACGGCCGCAAAAAUGCGGAAAAGUACUUGCUGGAGACGGUGGUGCAGCAGGCGCGACUGCAGCAACGCCAGCUCGCCGCCGCGCUCCGUGAGCAGCACGUGAACGAAGCACACGUGCAAGCACUCCGCACGCUUUCGCAGAGCCUUCCGCCGAACGAUCUCAUUGAACUCUUCCAGCUUUUCGCACGCCACGGUGUGGAAAGGACGGAAGGGCGGCACUCCGCGCCAACUGCGGCGGAUGUUUGGGUGGCCGGAUGUCUCUUUCUCGCCGAAACCGUUUUUAUCUCGAGCAGCGCACAACGCAGCGCUUCUUCUUCAGCGGUGGGACAGGAGUAUUCGCUGUCGCAGCUCGCGAUGCUCUGGGACGCAGCAACGAGUCUGUUUCCGCACAUCCGCACCCGACGCACGCAGCAGCUGGCGCAGCAGCGGGCCACGGCGCCGGGUCGUCCACGCGCGUUUUCGUCAGUGCACACGGAGUCUAUCAUUUGGUCUACGUUUGCAGCGCAGAUUUUGUCCGGGGUCAACGCGGCGCUGGCGGAGCGGCUGCAGACGUUGGAGGUGCAACGGCAGGCAGAGUCGACGGCAAUGCGGCGCAGCGGUGGGCAGCAGCAACGAGAGAUCUUGAAGAGGAAGGACGCCGCAGGCGGCGGCCUUCUCACCGAGCAAACAGUGUCGAUAAACUCCGUGGUGGCACUCGCAGCCGGCGUGCUGGAGUACGCCGACCAGGACGAGGCCGUGCGAGACGCAAGCGGUGGAGUUCUCGGGGAGUAUCGCAGCAACGCGCACGCCCCCUCCUCCCUGCAGCCUGUUCAGCAGUCCGUUCGCACCUUGGCUCGCCUCCUGCACAGCCUCGUCCUGCACGACCGCUCCCUAUGGCACCAGGUGCGUCGACUGCCUGCAUCGCAGCGAGACGCGGUGGAGCGGCAACUGCGGGAGUGCUUUCACUCCUUGGGGAUGUUGGACGAUACCACAACUCAGGCGCUAAGUGUGUUGAACCGCGAGGACGGCGUGGGUGUUUAA